AUGUGCCUCCUCUGUCCCUUCGAUUUCCGAAACUGCUCGAGAAACCAAGUAAACGUCUCUGAAUUCUACCAUCGUUCCUGGAAGUUUAUUGUCUACCGACAUUCCGCUUGCGGACAUUUUUGGAUCCAGAAAGAUUACUCAAUGAGAAUGCAUAUUCCAUGUCCACACUGCUACCAAACAUCCACUGAACCAUUGGCAGCAUUUAUCAGCUUGCAAGAGGCUCAAGAGUAUAAUUUUUUCAUGAUUUGUCACCAGCAACACGAAAUGAUUCAGCUGAAGGCUGCACAAAACAUGAAUGAGAAAAUCAAAUUUAUUGAGAUGACCAAACCAAAGGAUGAGGUGUACUACAUGGGUACCAAGGUGACACGCCCAUUCAUGGACGGCAGCUUUUAUGAGAAAUGGCUCAGCUGGGAAGGAAUCAACUGGCCAGCUCCUGAAUCAGGCGGCACUAAUCAAUGGAUAAAUAGUCUUCAGUCGCUCAAUUUCGGACCAAAAAUAGACAACGAGAGAAGCUACAAAUGGGAUGUCCCAACUACUGAUAUGUUCAGAAACAUCUCUGUUUGGUGUGAAAAAUAA
Messenger RNA from Caenorhabditis remanei, 576 nucleotides. RefSeq lists its product as uncharacterized. NCBI's taxonomy places the organism in Eukaryota, Metazoa, Nematoda, Chromadorea, Rhabditida, Rhabditidae. The transcript has 4 exons. The coding region runs from base 1 to 576 and encodes 191 amino acids. The record is from RefSeq and is a predicted model, not a curated record.